CCUGCUCGAGAUGUCGGCACAACAGUACUGUAGUCUUUGAAACAAUAAAAAAGUAGAUAUUUCCACUAUGGAUAAAAUAGAUGUUUCGUUUGUUAGAAAAUCCUUCCAACAUUUUACAUGGCUAGACUAUUCCGUAUUUGUUGUAAUGUUAACAAUUUGUGGAGGUAUUGGCAUUUAUUUCGGUUUUGUAAACAAACAGAAAUCUACUCAAGAUUACUUAAUGGGUGGAAGAAAUAUGAAAUUACUUCCAGUUUGUUUUUCACUGGUUGCAAGUUUUAUUUCAGGCAUAUCUCUUCUGGGCACUCCAACAGAACUUUAUGUGUAUGGAACUUCAUAUUUGUUCUUUUUAAUGGGUGCCUUGAUGAUGUCCGUAAUAAUCUCGUACACAUUCCUGCCGGUGCUGCAUGAUUUGCAAAUUACAUCAGCUUAUGAGUACUUGGAGCUUCGAUACGAUAAAAGAUUAAGAAUGUUUGGAUCGGUUAUAUUUAGUUUAUAUUUGGUGGUUUGGCUUCCAAUCGUCAUUUAUGUCCCAGCGCUAGCUUUCAACCAAGUCACGGGAGUGAAUAUUCAUAUUGUGACUCCAAUAGUAUGCUUCGUUUGUAUAUUUUACACUUCUUUGGGAGGUCUUAAAGCAGUUGUUUGGACAGACGUGAUACAAACAUUCGUGAUGAUCUGUGCGAUGAUCCUAGUAAUUAUUCAGGGUUCAAUUACUGUUGGUGGAUUCGACGAAGUUUUCAAAAGAAACUGGGAUACUGGCCGUAUAGAAUUACCAUCUGCAAGCUUGGACUUAACGGAGAGACACUCAUUGUGGUCAUUAUCAAUUGGAUCCACUUUCUAUUGGAUUGGCAACAUCGCUGUUAAUCAAUCAAUGAUGCAAAGAUUUCUAUCUUUACCAGAUUUGAAAUCUUCUAAAAGAGCUGUUUGGGGAUUUUUGUGUGGAGUGAUAUUUAUCGUUUUUAUAUGCGCAUAUAGUGGUCUGGUAGCUUUUGCGCGGUACUAUGAUUGUGAUCCACUGAACUCAAAAUUAGCAUUGGCGAAAGACCAAAUUUUACCAUUACUUGUGAUGGAUGUGUUGACGGAAUGGAAAGGGAUGCCUGGAUUGUUUGUAGCUGGAGUAUUCAGCGCCGCUCUAAGUUCCUUAUCAACUGGACUAAACUCAAUGGCUGCUGUAGUGCUUGAAGACUUUUGGAAACCAUUCUUCAGGAAGCUAACACAACGAGAAACUCAAUUACUUAUAAGAUCGGUUGUAGUAAUACUAGGUGUUAUAUGCCUCGGUCUAGUAUUUGUUGUGGAAAGAUUGGGUUCUGUACUCCAACUGACAAUGAGUUUGUCUUCAGCGUCGAUGGGACCACUUACUGGAAUAUUUCUCAUGGGCAUAUUUUUACCUAUUGUUGGUUCUACACCGGCACUGAGCGGUGGAAUUAUAGGCUUAUUUUGUGCUUGGUGGUUGGCAGCACAAUCGCAACUAGCUCAAGCUGAAGGAUUACUCAAAUUUAAUGAAAAACCAAGAUUUACACAUAAUUGUACUUAUUUUUUUGAGUCGAUAUCAUACAGUACGGAAUAUACUACGAACGAAGUGCCGUACUUAUACCGCAUCUCUUACUUCUGGUUCACGGCAUUUGGAUGCAUAAUAACUGUAUCCAUAGCAUGUAUAAUAACAUUUAUAGUUAAUAAUCAUGAAGUACACUACGAUGAGAGACUGUAUGCACCUGUUGUGAGACACUGGCUAGUAAGAAAACGAAGGGUGAACGAGGUCUAUUUAAAUAAUAUGCCUGAUUAAUAUAAAUAAAUAUUAAAAACAAAUAUUACGUAAUAUUUACUUAUUGUUUGUAAUAUAAUUAGGUAGAAGCGAUUAAAUUAAAUAAUUUAAAUGUAUCUUUUUUAUACUCUAUUCAAAAAUCG
Galleria mellonella (greater wax moth) is the source of this 1902-nucleotide messenger RNA. Its product is annotated as sodium-coupled monocarboxylate transporter 1-like. NCBI's taxonomy places the organism in Eukaryota, Metazoa, Arthropoda, Insecta, Lepidoptera, Pyralidae. Gene Ontology annotation, molecular function: symporter activity. Gene Ontology annotation, biological process: transmembrane transport; sodium ion transport. The coding region runs from base 68 to 1780 and encodes 570 amino acids. Gene Ontology annotation, cellular component: membrane. The transcript has 13 exons. The record is from RefSeq and is a predicted model, not a curated record.